This is a messenger RNA of Neoarius graeffei (lesser salmon catfish), 733 nucleotides long. RefSeq names its product neuronal vesicle trafficking associated 2 (gene nsg2). Gene Ontology annotation, cellular component: membrane; endosome. The coding region runs from base 119 to 673 and encodes 184 amino acids. Gene Ontology annotation, molecular function: clathrin light chain binding. NCBI's taxonomy places the organism in Eukaryota, Metazoa, Chordata, Actinopteri, Siluriformes, Ariidae. Gene Ontology annotation, biological process: G protein-coupled dopamine receptor signaling pathway; endosomal transport; clathrin coat assembly. The record is from RefSeq and is a predicted model, not a curated record. The transcript is spliced from 5 exons.
ACCUCCUCCAUACUGCCUCCUUCCUCUAAACAUCUGUGCAUAUCGGUCUCCGCCCGACUGCAUUCAACAAAAAGACGACUGAUUUUUGGCAGGUGAAAAGAGAAAUAAUUGGAUUAAGAUGGUUAAACUUGGGAGUAGUCUACAGGACAAAGGGAUUAAAGCGGUGACCACUGAAGAUGGAUUUCAAACUGUUCCCCUUAUCACGCCCUUGGAUGUUAGUAAUCUUCAGUGCCAAGCGCCAGACAAGGUAGUAAUAAAGACACGAACUGAAUACCAGACGGAGCAGAAAAACAAGGCCAAGAUGAAGGUGCCUAAAGUGGAGGAGUACACCAUAAGUUUCACUGAUGGGGUGUCAGAGAGAUUGAAGGUCACCAUCCUAAUUGUCCUGGCUUUGGCUUUUCUUGCCUGCAUAGUGUUCUUAGUGGUGUACAAGGCAUUCACUUAUGACCACACCUGCCCAGAUGGCUUUGUGUACAAGCACAAGCGAUGCAUCCCAGCCUCCCUUGAGGCCUACUACACCGCACAGGAUGCUCACUCUCGUGGCCGCUUCUACACGGUGAUCAGCCACUACAGCACUGUAGCUAAGCAGACCAUGUCACGCUCUGUCUCACCAUGGCUUCCAAAUGGCAAUGUCCAGCAUGAUGAUAAACCACCCAAUACUAUCAGCCAAUGAGGCUGCUAUUGCUGAUUCUCCAGUGGCCAUGUCUGUUUUUCCCCAUCUGACUUAAAUAAC